This is a messenger RNA of Myripristis murdjan (pinecone soldierfish), 663 nucleotides long. It is a transcript of the gene mymk, whose product is annotated as myomaker, myoblast fusion factor. Bases 1 to 663 code for a protein of 220 amino acids. The transcript has 5 exons. Gene Ontology annotation, cellular component: membrane. NCBI's taxonomy places the organism in Eukaryota, Metazoa, Chordata, Actinopteri, Holocentriformes, Holocentridae. The record is from RefSeq and is a predicted model, not a curated record.
AUGGGUGCGUUUAUUGCGAAGAUGCUGCUGCCGACCGUCAGCAGCCUGGUCUUCCUGCCUGCAGCCAGCGUGGCUGCCAAGAGAGGCUUCCACAUGGAGGCCAUGGUCUACUUCUUCACCAUGUUCUUUACUGCGAUUUACCAUGCGUGUGAUGGGCCAGGCCUCUCCAUCCUGUGUUUCAUGAAAUAUGAGAUUUUGGAGUACUUCAGUGUUUACGGCACCGCUCUCUCCAUGUGGGUCACACUUAUAGCUCUGGGUGACUUUGAGGAACCAAAGCGCUCCAGUAUAAUCAUGUUUGGCGUGUUGAGCAUUGCUGUGAGGAUCUACCAGGACCGCUGGGGCUAUGGCAUCUACUCUGGACCAAUAGGAUCGGCUGUCUUCAUCAUCACUGUCAAAUGGCUGCAGAAGAUGAAGGAGUUGCGGGCCGUGUAUCCAGAGAAAACAGUGUACACUCAGCAGGUCGGUCCUGGCUGCUGCUUCGGUGCUCUCGCUCUUAUGCUGCGCUUCUACUUUGAGGAGUGGGACUACGCCUACGUCCACAGCUUCUACCACCUGUCUCUGGCUGUGUCCUUUGUCCUGCUGCUGCCCAAGAAGAACCGCUACGCCGGGACGGGCAGAGGUGCUGCCAAGCUCAGCUGCUACACCCUCUGCUGCUGUGUAUGA